GGGGGCGGAACCGGAACCGGCUGUGGCCGGGGGCGGGGCCUCGCGGGGCUGUGGAUCCUGCUGGAGCGGCGGCCGCGGUGGCCGGACAGCGGGCGGUCGCAGCAGCCCCGGAGCCCCAUGGUGCGGGGCCGCCGCCAGGCCGCAGGAGGAGCCCGAGGUCCGGGCCGCCCCGGUUGACCGUGCGGGCCCGCGCUGCCCGGAGUUGCCGCCGUGCGUCGGGCCCCCCGGGGCGCGGGCCGGCCCACCAUGGGGUCCCUGUUCCGGAGCGAGACGAUGUGCCUGGCGCAGCUCUUCCUGCAGUCGGGCACGGCCUACGAGUGCCUCAGCGCCCUGGGCGAGAAGGGCCUGGUCCAGUUCCGAGACCUCAACCAGAAUGUAAGUUCUUUCCAAAGAAAAUUUGUUGGUGAGGUGAAGAGGUGUGAAGAGCUGGAGCGAAUAUUGGCCUAUUUGGUGCAGGAAAUUAAUAGAGCUGACAUCCCCCUUCCUGAAGGAGAGACCAGCCUUCCUGCACCACCUCUUAAACAAGUUCUAGAAAUGCAGGAGCAGUUGCAGAAGCUGGAGGUUGAGCUGAGAGAAGUCACGAAGAACAAGGAGAAACUGAGGAAAAACUUGCUUGAGCUGAUUGAGUACACGCACAUGCUCAGAGUGACAAAAACCUUCGUUAAGCGAAACGUGGAGUUUGAACCCACUUAUGAAGAAUUCCCUCCCUUAGACAGUGACUCUCUGUUGGACUACAGCUGUAUGCAGAGGCUGGGAGCAAAGCUGGGAUUUAUAUCUGGUCUAAUUAACCAAGGAAAAGUUGAAGCAUUUGAAAAAAUGUUGUGGAGGGUCUGCAAAGGGUACACCAUCCUGACCUAUGCAGAGCUGGAUGAGCCCCUUGAAGACCCCGAGACAGGAGAAGUCAUAAAAUGGUAUGUGUUUUUAAUCUCCUUUUGGGGAGAGCAGAUUGGCCACAAGGUUAAGAAGAUAUGUGACUGUUACCACUGCCACAUUUACCCCUACCCCAAUACCGCCGAGGAGCGGAGAGAGAUUCAGGAGGGCCUGAAUACCCGGAUCCAAGAUCUUCACACUGUGCUUCACAAAACCGAGGACUAUUUGAGGCAAGUGCUGUGUAAAGCCGCCGAAUCCGUCUACACUCGCGUCAUCCAGGUGAAGAAAAUGAAAGCCAUUUACCACAUUCUGAACAUGUGCAGCUUCGAUGUGACAAACAAGUGCCUCAUCGCUGAAGUCUGGUGCCCUGAGGCCGACCUGCAGGGCCUGCGCCGCGCGCUGGAGGAGGGGUCGAGAGAGAGUGGUGCGACAAUCCCCUCGUUCAUGAACACAAUCCCAACAAAAGAAACACCCCCAACUCUAAUCCGCACCAACAAAUUCACCGAGGGCUUUCAGAACAUCGUGGACGCCUACGGAGUUGGCAGCUACAGAGAAGUGAACCCAGCUCUCUUCACCAUCAUCACUUUCCCCUUUCUGUUUGCCGUGAUGUUCGGAGACUGUGGACAUGGCUUCGUGAUGUUCCUGUUUGCCCUCUUGUUGGUGUUAAAUGAAAACCAUCCCAGACUAAAUCAGUCACAAGAGAUCAUGCGGAUGUUCUUCCACGGCCGGUACAUCCUCCUGCUGAUGGGGCUGUUCUCCGUGUACACGGGCCUCAUUUACAAUGACUGCUUUUCCAAGUCCGUCAACCUUUUCGGCUCUGGGUGGAACGUGUCUGCCAUGUACAGCUCCAGCCACGCUCCGACGGAGCACACGAAAAUGGUGCUUUGGAAUGACAGCGUUGUCAGACACAACAGGCUGCUGCAGCUGGACCCCAAUGUUCCCGGCGUCUUCCGAGGCCCCUACCCUUUUGGCAUCGAUCCCAUUUGGAACUUGGCCACAAAUCGCCUCACUUUUCUAAACUCUUUCAAAAUGAAAAUGUCUGUGAUUUUGGGAAUUAUUCACAUGACUUUUGGAGUUGUUCUGGGAAUAUUUAACCACUUGCAUUUCAGGAAGAAGUUCAAUAUUUACUUUGUCUCCAUCCCGGAACUUCUCUUCAUGCUGUGCAUGUUCGGGUACCUGAUAUUCAUGAUUAUCUACAAGUGGCUGGUUUAUUCAGCAGAAACCUCCAGAGUUGCUCCCAGCAUCCUGAUCGAGUUUAUUAACAUGUUUUUAUUCCCCACGAGUGAAACAAGCGGCCUUUACUCAGGGCAGGUGCACGUCCAGAGGCUGUUGCUGGCUGUCACUGCCCUGUCUGUCCCCGUUCUCUUCUUGGGAAAACCACUGUUUCUGUUAUGGCUCCAAAACAGACGCAGCUGCUUUGGGAUUAGCAGGAGUGGUUACACGCUUGUGAGGAAGGAUAGUGAGGAAGAAGUGUCUCUGCUGGGAAGCCAAGACGUAGAAGAGGGACCGAACCAAAUGGAAGAUGGAUGUCGAGAAAUGACAUGUGAAGAGUUUAAUUUUGGAGAAAUAUUAAUGACCCAGGUAAUUCAUUCCAUCGAAUACUGUCUGGGCUGCAUCUCCAACACCGCAUCAUACCUGAGGCUCUGGGCACUCAGCCUGGCUCAUGCACAGUUGUCUGACGUCCUGUGGGCUAUGCUGAUGCGUGUGGGCCUCCGGGUAGACACGACUUUCGGAGUCUUGCUACUGCUCCCGGUUAUCGCCGUCUUUGCAGGUCUGACAGUCUUCAUCCUUCUGAUCAUGGAAGGGCUUUCUGCAUUUCUUCAUGCCAUACGCCUCCAUUGGGUAGAAUUUCAGAACAAAUUCUACGUUGGUGCAGGCACCAAAUUUGUUCCUUUCUCGUUCAGACUGCUUUCGUCGAAGUUCACCGAUGACGUGGCAUGAUCACAUUGCCGUAUCCAACAAGCUUUCAGAUUUGUGGAGAAUUAUGUUAUAGAAUUUCACUUAUGUCAGAUUUACAAUAGGAAAAAUUCCAUCCUCAUUGAUUGCCUUAUGAUAUAGCCAAAUAAUUCUGUAAGAUAUACCUCCUUCCUCAUGUUAAAUAUUUUGUAAAGUUUACCAAUUUCAGAUAUAUAAACUUAUUUCAGUUUUUAUGAUGAGCAGAUAUAUAAGUUAAUGCCAAACGUUAUGUUUAAGUUGCUUUUUAAAAAUAAGCUUGGGGGAGAGAAGCCAAUCUUGAAUGACUAAUUGAAAAGGGUCUUAGACACUUGAUUCCUUUUCAUCUUAUUAAAAAAAAAAAAGAAAAAAGAGUUACUCUAUUGCCUGAAGUUGUCAGAUAAUAUUUUCCAACAGCUGAAGUAUGGUUUGAAAAAAAAUAAUGAUGGAUAAUCAAAAGAUUCACAUUUAUUGUUUGAUUGAAGGUAUGAAAACAUUUUUUUCCUGUCUGGUACCUAGAAUUACAAGUAGGAGAUGGUUUCUACAAUUUUGUCUUGUUUUAAUAAUUGGGGAAGAUAACAUACAACAAAUGAUUACCCCACGAGUAUAUUUUUUUAAAGACUCCUAUCCUGUUAUCCUUACAUAAAAACAAUUAUGCUAAUUGAUUGUUUGGAAAGAAACUGUAUACUGAGCCUUAAAACUGAGUGUGACCGUAGAAGGUCCAAUGUGGAUAUGAUUUGAACUUAAGUGACCAGCUUGGCCGAUGUUACUGAGCCAAAAGGGGUUUAUACUGAGUGAAGGAAAGGUAAAAAGUAGUAUUUUCUAUAUUUUUAUAACAAAAUGUAAAUUAAGAUAUUUUACCAUAAAGAGAUUGCACCUAUCCUUGAGAACAGUAUAAUUAUAAUUUUUACUUCCAGACUAAUUGUAAAUAAAGGUCUGAUAAAGGCGUUUAGAGUUAAACGUUCACUCUUGAGAUCAGUUGAAAACUAGUUCAAACUAGUUCUUAGCCAUUAAUUUAUAGACUUUAGUUUAAAUUCACCUACUCACUUGACAUUUAGUUUUGAAUAAAUUUGAGUCAGUUCUCUUGAACAUUUUGACAGUUCUUUUUGUAAAUUAUGUUCAUUUUCAUAUUCUACUAUAAUCGAUUUUAGAUCAUUAUUUUCAAAAAGAAAUCUGCAGUAUUUUCACUGUUUCACAUUUUGAGUAACGCAUGAAAAGGCUCGUUUGUCACCAUUACUCCUUCACUCUGACUAGUGGUAGAGAGUUUGGAAUUUUCUUUAUAAGCUAAGGCUGUUGUAGCGCUGAAUUUAAACCUAUCGUUUCAGGUAAUUUCAAGGCCUGUCUGCUGAGAGGCGUGAACUGAACAUCAUGACAUAACUGACUCUAACAUUAAACCUUUUUAAUUGUAGAGAAUAGUCUGCACUGUUCCCCCAUCAGAUGUUACCCGAAGCUAGUUUGGAAUUACUGGGUUUUUUUCCAUCAUUAAAAUAAGACAUAAAACAAUGCUGAAGAAACUUAAAAAUGAUUCUGCUUUCAAAGUUAAGUUUCCCCAGGAAAGGGUAAUGUUGGACACUUUUUUUUUUUGGUGAAUAAUGCCGUCCAGGUUUCAAACUUGUCCCUCACAAGUUGUCACUUUCACUACUUUACUCCAAGGCUCUGUUGUAAUAAAAUGGGAACUAAUUCAUCCCCAGGAAAUCCACAGUUUCCGGACACUAUUAACUGAUUAGUAAACAAGAGACACACAGUACCUGGUGGAAUACUUCACGGCUCCCACUGCUUUGUCAGGAGGGCCCCUUUUAAAGUUUAAUUAACACCUCUUAUCAGGGAGCGAAGAGUCAUUUUUUACUUGAAACUUAUGUAGAAUGUAAUUAUGUAAAAAAACAAAUUAAUAGUCCUAACUUUUGUUAAAGAACUCUCUAGAAAUAUAGUUUGAUGGUGUCUCUUAGGCACAAGGGGAAAUUUUAUUUCUUUAUAAAGCUGUUUGUUCCAAUGUCAUGUUACGUGAGCCGCUGUUUUGUUUUGUUUCUAAGCUAUUUAGUAAAACUAUUAUGUAUACAAUUUUUAAGGCAGACCUUUAUUCUCUUGAUAGCAAAUAUCCAGAGGGAAAAUGGUCAUUUGUCUGGAUGAUGCUAAAUAUCUUAUUUUCCUAAAGAUAAAUGUCAUGACAGCCACGUUUUCCAGUUUUCAUUCAGGUGUUCAUUCUCGGUGUUAAUGAAGUCCUAAAAUAAAAACCCAGGGGGUUUCCCUCAGUAAAAUAGAAUUUGAUGUCAUCCUGCAAGGGUGACAUAAUCAUGUGGUGACAUAACCAUGAACAGUUAAGGAGUGCCAAGGUGUUCCCAGGGGUCAUGGAGAGCCCUGUGCACUUUCCAUCUUUGUGGAGACGACUUUGAAAAGACUCACCUUUCACUCAGUGCUGCUCUGACCUCAAUUCUGGAAUGGCUAUUUUUAUAACAACAUUCUGGUCUCAAUUUUCAACCUGUAAUAGUUUAGUAAGGCAUAGAAUAUCUAUAGCAUAGGUAGCUCUUAUGGACCUUUUAGGACCUUGUUCAUUUUGGAAAACAAAAAAUAACUUCAAUAACUUGUUCUGCAGUCUGCAUUUGAAACACAGUAAAAUCUUGAUUAAAAUUUGAAAGCCAGGUUUGCUUGCAUGCCAUCUGGUAUACCUCCAGCAAGAGCACUGAGAUAUUUAAGUUAAGAUGAUGAGAAUAAGGCAGUUCAGAGUAAUCAUUUUCCAACAACCAGGCCAUUGAUGCUGAGCUUUGGUUUAGAAGUUUAAGAAAUACUUAGAACAUUCCACUUGUUUCUUAAUGGGAAAAGCUGACAAGAAGGCUAGGUUCUUAGGGGCAGCCUAGAAAUCUAGGGGCUCAACUCUGUGACUGGAAGCGAAAGUAAAGAAGUGAAAGCUCUCCAAAUGCAUGAAAGGACAAAUUUGCAUCUUCCUAUCAGUAUUGAACUUUUUACUAAUGAAAAAUAAAUAUAUAUUUCUAAAA
Hipposideros armiger (great roundleaf bat) is the source of this 5792-nucleotide messenger RNA. It is a transcript of the gene ATP6V0A2, whose product is annotated as ATPase H+ transporting V0 subunit a2. The record is from RefSeq and is a predicted model, not a curated record. NCBI's taxonomy places the organism in Eukaryota, Metazoa, Chordata, Mammalia, Chiroptera, Hipposideridae. Gene Ontology annotation, molecular function: proton-transporting ATPase activity, rotational mechanism; ATPase binding. Gene Ontology annotation, cellular component: vacuolar proton-transporting V-type ATPase, V0 domain; vacuolar proton-transporting V-type ATPase complex; plasma membrane. The transcript has 20 exons. Gene Ontology annotation, biological process: vacuolar acidification; proton transmembrane transport. Bases 247 to 2811 code for a protein of 854 amino acids.